Molecule: messenger RNA, 450 nt
Organism: Symbiodinium necroappetens
Lineage: Eukaryota; Dinophyceae; Suessiales; Symbiodiniaceae
Source: the annotation of a GenBank genome assembly
AUGGACUAUUCCAAGUACACUGAGGGCGCGAAGGCGAGUAAUGCUGAUGCAAAAUCCGAAAGCCCUGCCCUGCUGGCAGCUGCUACAUCUUCCGAUGAGGGGUCGUUCGUCCGGGACUACAAAAACUACAUGCAGCAGCGUGGCAAGAAUGUCUCCGCGGGUUUCGAGAAGUACAUGAAAACCCAUGCUGGGGAGUUCAAGCACUACGUGCAAUCCCGUGGUGCUGAAGCAGCAGGUGACUUCAAUGACUACUUCAAGAACUACAAGAGCUUCUUCCAGAACGAAGGCAAAGAUGCAGCCGGUGAUUUCCAAAAGUUUGUCGACGAGUAUGCUAGCGACUAUGCGAAAUACUUGAAGGAACGAGGCGCCAACGCCGCAACUGACUACAAGAAGUACCAGACACGGUACCAGGCAAACUGCAGGGGCGCUGUUUGUGCUGCCCGAUUGUAG